CCCCAUUCACUAAAAAGUAGUUUGCUUUCUCCCCUCUUUAAAAAAGCUGUUAAUAGUAAAUCUCUCUCUCUCUCUCUUAUAGCAACAUUUUCAUUUCUUUGCUUACUGAAACAUCUCUCCUCUCUCCAAGUCUCGCUCAUUUCCAGGGUUUCGUGUGCUGAAAAUUGUUGUAUUACUGCCAUGCUCAAGCAAAUCCUUAGCAAAAUUCCCCGCAAGUUCCCCAAAUCUGAUCCUUUGGAUUCUACUGGGAUUGAUUGUGGCAAUGAUUCUACCUGCUCGGGCCCAUCUACAAAUGGUGGGAAUUCUUUUUCUAGUCGGUUGAAUGUUGUUAAACGGGUAUCUUCAGCAGUAUUUCCUGCAAGCAUAAUGGCUGGAAUGGAGGCAGUGGAUCCCCAUCUAUCCUUCAAAGAUGUCUCAAACCUGCAGAAGCAAAACCUUUUUGUCAGUAAAUUAAACCUUUGUUGCGAGGUUUCUGACUGCAGUGAUCCAGAUAAAAAUGCUGUUCAGCAAGAUCUUAAACAUCAAGUGCUUAUAGAUCUUGUUGAUUUUGUUUCAUCCGGAUCUGCUAAGUUUACUGAACCCGCAAUUGCUGCAAUUUGUAAAAUGUGUGCAAAUAACCUGUUUAGGGUUUUUCCACCCAAGUAUCGUACUGUUAACACAGGUGGGGAAACAGAAGAUGAAGAACCAAUGUUUGAUCCUGCUUGGUCACAUUUGCAAAGUGUGUAUGAUCUACUCCUUAGGUUUGUUAGUUCUGUUGAUGCCAAGGCUGCUAAGAAGCAUGUUGAUCAUGCUUUCAUAUUGAGAUUACUUGAGCUUUUUGAUUCUGUGGACCCAAGAGAAAGAGACUGUUUGAAAACCAUUCUGCAUAGAAUUUAUGGAAAGUUCAUGGUGCACCGGCCCUUUAUCCGAAAAGCAGUUAGCAAUAUCAUCUAUCAUUUUGUCUUUGAAACUGAACGUCAUAAUGGAAUUGCUGAGCUGUUGGAAAUUUUUGGGAGUGUUAUUAGCGGGUUUGCAUUGCCACUGAAAGAGGAACACAAAAUUUUUCUCUGGAGGGCUUUGAUUCCUCUGCACAAACCAAAAUCAGUGGGUAUUUAUCACCAGCAACUAUCUUAUUGUGUUGUACAGUUUAUAGAAAAGGAUCCAAGGUUGACUAGUCCUGUGAUUAAGGGACUGUUGAAGUAUUGGCCUGUGACUAACAGCCAGAAGGAAUUGAUGUUUAUAAGUGAGCUAGAAGAAAUAUUAGAGAUGACUGGUAUGGAUGAGUUUCAAAAGAUCAUGGUCCCCCUAUUUCGGCGAAUAAGACGCUGCCUCAAUAGCUCUCAUUAUCAGGUGGCUGAACGAGCUCACUUGCUAUGGAACAAUGAACGGAUCCUUAAACUUAUUGAACAUAACCGUCAGGUUAUUGUGCCUCUUGUCUUCUCAGCUCUUGAGCAGAACACCCUGAAUCACUGGAACCAAUCAGUGCUUAUUCAGACACAGCAUAUUAGGAAGAUGUUCUGUGAGAUGGAUGAAGAACUAGUGCUAGCCUGCCAACGUAAGCUGGAGGAGCAAGACUCUUUGUCAAGUGUGGAAGCUGAGAAGCGGAGAUUGACUUGGGAGCGCCUGGAAAAUGCUGCAGAUCUACAACCUAGAGCUGAUAAUAUUUUACCUGUCUCGUGCUCUGUUACCUGCUAGGUGUUUGAGGGAUGCCAUGUGGGAAGCUAAAAAAAAACAUAUAUAUUAGCAGCUCUCAUUGCAAUGUUGCAAGAGGAAGGAGUUUGGGAUGCUAGAAGGAUUGGUCUGUGCUAAGGUGAUGUAUUAUAGUGUUAUUAAGUGGUAAUACAGCUGCCUCUUGAAGGUUUGUUUGGCACAUGGGGGGAGUUCAGUUGGAUUGGAAGAGCCUCGUAGCGUGCAAUUAUGCAUGUGUAUUGACACUUCUAUCAUUAUCGAAGGGCUCUUUAUUUUGCCUGUAUUUUAUUCUUUAAUUGAUGAGUUGUGUUCUUGUUUCCGA
Molecule: messenger RNA, 1990 nt
Organism: Populus euphratica (Euphrates poplar)
Lineage: Eukaryota; Viridiplantae; Streptophyta; Magnoliopsida; Malpighiales; Salicaceae
Product: serine/threonine protein phosphatase 2A 57 kDa regulatory subunit B' iota isoform-like
Exons: 3
Biological process (GO): signal transduction
Cellular component (GO): protein phosphatase type 2A complex
Molecular function (GO): protein phosphatase regulator activity
Source: RefSeq, a predicted model, not a curated record